Molecule: messenger RNA, 1233 nt
Organism: Kwoniella shivajii
Lineage: Eukaryota; Fungi; Basidiomycota; Tremellomycetes; Tremellales; Cryptococcaceae
Exons: 5
Coding region: 1-1233 (410 amino acids)
Biological process (GO): NAD transmembrane transport
Molecular function (GO): NAD transmembrane transporter activity
Source: RefSeq, a predicted model, not a curated record
AUGUCCCGUCAUUCUUCAUCUUCCUCGUCUUCUUCAUCACCAGCAUCAGGAAAGUUAUUCCCACAUAACCAUAUUACGAUACCACCACAAUUUCAUUCCAUGACAGCUGGGGCAGGAGCUGGAUUAGUAGCAUCAAUAACCACAUGUCCAUUAGAUGUUGUAAAAACUAGAUUACAAGCUCAGCAACAUGCGUUGGGCUCGGAAGGCUACGAGAGUGUAUCGAAAAUAAUGAAGAAUAUAUGGAGAUCUGCCGGACCGAAAGGGUUUUAUAGAGGUUUGGGUCCUACUUUAGCUGGUUAUUUACCUACUUGGGGUAUAUAUUUUACCGUAUAUGAUAUGGUAAAAGAUAAAGCGGGCGGAUGGACUUUGUCAAAUGGCCCGCUAAAAGGCAAUACAGCGGUGGUACAUAUCUUCGCAGCAAUGACAGCAGGAGCUACAGGAACGAUAAUGACAAAUCCAUUAUGGGUAGUCAAGACGAGGUUUAUGGCUCAAGCAGGUGAUUCAGAUUCACCGUCCAGAUACCGAACGACAGUGGGCGCUAUAAGAUCCAUCUACAAAACGGAAGGAUUCAGAGCUUUCUAUAAAGGCUUAUUACCUUCGUUGAUGGGAGUCAGUCAUGUUGCGGUUCAAUUUCCAUUGUACGAAAAGGCAAAAUCAUGGGCAGAUUCAGGUGACGGAGAUCAUUCAUCAUUACCUCCCACAACAAUCUUAGCCUGUUCUGCGUUCUCCAAAAUGAUAGCUUCAUUAGUCACCUACCCUCAUGAAGUCCUGCGAACAAGACUUCAGAUCCGAAAAUCAUCUUCAUCGACCCCAUCCCCAUCCCCAUCCCCAUCCCCAUCUACGUCGCUUUCUAAUACAAGUCGGUUACAUUCUCAAUCUAUACCUACUGCUCCAACAAAACCUGGACAAACACAUGUACCGUUAUAUUCACCAUUAGUAACUGGCAACCAACCUCCUCCAUCAGUGUUGGCAUCAGGACCGUCAUUAACACAUCCUUUACCUAAUCCGUUACCCAGAAUAGAAGCUACAGAACCAUCAUGGUACCGAAAAAUCAUACAUUCACCAAAAGAAGGCGGGAUAGUUGAUACUUUCAUUUCGAUAAAGAAGCAAGACGGCUGGAAAGGCUUUUAUAGAGGUUUGAGCAUAAAUUUAGUUAGAACAGUACCUAAUAGUGCUGUAACGAUGUUGACAUACGAACUCAUCAUGCGUAGAUUAUCAUUACAACAAGAGUAG